AUGUUUGGGCCCUCUCCAUUAGUAAGCUUCAGUAAUCUUGACUAUAAAAAGCAGCAAGCCAGUUUAAUCCGUGAAACCAAGCUCCGGCUACUCAGCGAAAGGAAGCUUAGGGAAAAAUCUGACAGAGAAGAAGAAAUCAAAGGGUUGCUCCGUUACCAAAAUGCCGAAAUUGAGUACCUUAAAGAAUUAGCCAAGCGAAAGCAAAAAAAUAAGAAAUCAUUAACCCCUGACCCUACAAAUUCUAAGCCUAAAAUGAGAGAAAUUGAAUACAGAGAUAUUGGGAUCCAGAAUGGGAUAGACAAUGCAAUUGACGUUGACUUGACAAAUGUUCAUAAACUAUUAAAAAAGCCAAACGCUGAAAUGAAAGAUGGAGAAACACAAGCUGGGAGUGGAGAGCAUUAUAAACAAGGCUCAAGAUCUACAUAUUUUUCACAUGACUGAAGAAAAAAGAGAAAAUUGUCUCCGCCUAUGCUCCUUAAAGAAGGAGGAAUAGUAGUGCAUUUAGUCGGAGAGCCUCCACCGAUACAAAAUCCGGUUAUCACAAUAAAGCAUAUAAAAAAAAGAUCGACAACAAGUCCGAUACGAUCAAUUUCUCCAUUAGGAAUUGACCCAAAAUCUAGUUUUGAAGCUAAAUCUAUAUCGAUUAGGCAUGAGAACUCUUGGCACGAAACUUGCGAUUCUACACACAUAAGUAAAAGAAGCUCUAUAGGGUAUCAAGGACUAACCCCUAAAUUAACCCCAGACCGGUUUUUAUUCAGGGAUAUGACGCCUAACAGAAGGAACCGUAAACGAGAAUAUGCUAAAAUUGAUAAGAUGAAAGACUAUCACGAAGGCGUUGUAAAGCCUAGCCACAAGCCGAAAAUGGAUAUGAAAAAAUUUAUAGAGGUUGAAGCGAAAAAGCAAAUAGGCACUUUAUCUAUGCAGCUGAAUAAAUUUAGAAGAAUUAAACUGUCAGAUUUAAUGUAA
Blepharisma stoltei is the source of this 966-nucleotide messenger RNA. Lineage: Eukaryota; Ciliophora; Heterotrichea; Heterotrichida; Blepharismidae. The record is from the annotation of a GenBank genome assembly.